AUGUCGGCCAUGCUAAGGACUGGGACUUCUUCGAGUCGUUCCUCGACGUCAAGCGUCCCGAAUCGACCGGGAGGUGCGUCUCGACCAGCCGCGCCUGCAGCAUCUGGUCCGCAAGCCAUCUUUGACAAGUCACGUCGUAUCCAAGAGUUUUCAUCUUCGGAUGACAAGUGCCCGCAAUGUAAGACGGACCGCUAUCUCAACCCACGAUUACGCCUGCUGGUCAGUCCAUGCUAUCACAAGAUGUGCGAAUCAUGUAUCGAUCGCAUCUUCUCGCUCGGGCCCUCUCCUUGUCCAGAGUGUGGCAAAAAGGUGUCCAAGAAUCAAUUCACUGCCCAGACGUUUGAAGAUCUCGGAGUGGAACGCGAAGUGGCUGUUAGGAGGAUGGUAAGCAAACUGUUCAAUCGUCGUCAAGAAGACUUUGUCGAUCUCAAAGCGUACAACGACUACUUAGAAGAGGUCGAAGAGAUCACUUUCAACCGGAUCCACGAGAUUGAUCUACCGCGCACCAAUGCCAAGCUAGAGCAGUACCAAGCAGCACACCGCUCUGCCAUCGCCAGCUCUGCGAACAUAUCACAACAAGAGUCGGAUCGACAAGCACGUGUUGAUGAGGAGGAGAAGCAGGCAAAGAAGGCGCGUGCCGAACGUUUACGCAAGCAGGAAGAGGCGGAGAGAGAGGAGCGCGAGAAGGAUCGACUCGAGAUGAUGCGUGAACUCGAGAAAGGCGCUGAUCCAGACGAGGUGCUGCAGAAGCAGCGCAAACGACGCCAAGAACGCGAAGAGCGCCAAAGACUGCUGGACCUUGAGACGGCACGACGUGAAAAGGAAGCGGCACAAUCUUCCGCGAAUGGAGGUGGUGGCGGAGCCGAUGCUGUGGAUCGAAGACCGUGGAGUCUGGACAUGAUCCUCGACUUUGAAGGGCCUUUGGCCUACUUGGACGAUGCUAGUGCGCUGUUCCAGGUACGUAAAGCACCAACAGCACUGGGCGGUCUUGAGGGCGUAAAGGGCACAGCGGGCUACGAAGAUCCGUGGCUCACACCAGCAUGGGUCACCAAGGAGCAGGUUGCACGCUAUCGUGCGGGCGGGUUUGACUGGGAGCGCCAAGUGUGGACGCGCGGCAUCCGCGCCGCUUGUGAAGGCAUCGGCACAGCACCUCUUGCGUCCGAUGCGGUCGAACAUACUCUUCCGAGCAUGGAAGUGGACGCUUAA
Mycosarcoma maydis (corn smut) is the source of this 1206-nucleotide messenger RNA. Its product is annotated as TFIIH/NER complex subunit TFB3. Gene Ontology annotation, cellular component: transcription factor TFIIH holo complex. Gene Ontology annotation, biological process: nucleotide-excision repair; regulation of transcription by RNA polymerase II; positive regulation of cyclin-dependent protein serine/threonine kinase activity. The record is from RefSeq and is a predicted model, not a curated record. Gene Ontology annotation, molecular function: cyclin-dependent protein serine/threonine kinase activator activity. NCBI's taxonomy places the organism in Eukaryota, Fungi, Basidiomycota, Ustilaginomycetes, Ustilaginales. The transcript has a single exon. Bases 1 to 1206 code for a protein of 401 amino acids.